UCCAAACAACAAGACCUGAUCAAGUCGUCACACUGAAAAUGCCACACCAUUUUCCCAUUUGUAACACUGGUGAAAACUGAAUUACAGAAGCAGCCAAAUAUUUUAGAUGAGAAAAACACCUUGUUUUGAACGCCUAUUAAAAACAAACCAAACCAUAAUCAUGCAAUUCUCGUUUUGCCACCACUUGUAUACUAUAACUAUUUCAUUCCUUUUAUUCCAUUCUCUUAAACAUUGUCAGCCAACAAACUUGAAGAAGAAGAAGAAAAAAAUGUCAUCUUCAUCUUCUUCUUCCUCUUCUUCACUUGAAGUCAUCCUCACCAGCUCUCCUGAUGGCCCCAUCAUUGCAUACGAUGCUUCCUCUGGCACGGCUGUAACCCAGUUUUCGACCAGCAGAUCACCCCGCCGAGGCCUCACCAUCGUCGGGAAAACUUCCAUUGCAGCAUCCCACAUCUCUCCUAUCACUGCUUCUGGCUCAAUUCAUCUCUAUAACUGGUGGUGUUCCGCAGCUUUUCAUAAGCUCCCUGUCCCUGAACUUGUGGCUCCUCUUACUGCUACUCAGGAUGGUUCUUAUCUCUUUGCUGGUGGCCUUUCCGGCAACGUAUAUACACUCUCAGUCGCUUCAGGGGAUAUCCUCAAUUCACUUCCUGCUCAUACUGGACCAGUUUCUUGUCUUACUAUCAGUGAAGAUGGCUCACUUCUGAUCUCAGGAAGUGAUGAUGGCACCAUUGUUCUCACACCAAUCUUCCAACUUUUGGGGUCAGCAAAACAAGUUACAAACAAUUUAACACAGCACAAGUUUUCAGCUCAUUCCGGUUCAGUCACUGCCAUUCUUUCCUGUACUAGAUUAUGCAACUCCCAGAUCAUUUCAUGCUCAACGGAUUCAACAUGUAAAUUUUGGAGCCUCAACCGAGGUACCCAUCUAAGAACCGUGGUUUUCCCUUGCUCUGUUCUGGGAAUCACUGUAAACCCAUCGGAAUCAUAUUUUUACGCCGCGGGCUCAGAUGGAUCGAUCUACAAAGGGUCAAUCAGAAUCGGGAAUAGAAAAAUUCCCAGUAAUGGAACAGAGGAAGAGCUGGUGAGAUGGGCUCAGAAUCAUCAUAACGAAGCAAUCGUAUCUUUGGCAAUGGUGAAUAACGGAAGGAAUCUUGUAUCGGCUUCUGAAUAUGGGAAUGUUUGGGUUUGGGAAUCUGAAAAUGGGCAAGUGGUUUCGGGUCUUGGGAAUGAGAUGAGAGUUGGAAUAAGUGACUUAGUGGUGGCUUCGGGAAUUAGAAGCGGGAAAGAUAUUGUGUUAGGGAAUGGAAUGGGACUUGGGUACGAGUAUGGGUCGUUUGGGAGUGAAGGGGUUAGAUGUUUAAAUGUGAAGGAAACGAUGGAAAUGGAAGACAUGAUGGCGGUGGCAGAGAAGGAUCGGAGCAGGGCAAUUGGCAUGUUAGAGUCCGCCAUUGCUAUGUAUGAGAGGCUUUUGGAGCUUAUUCUUAAAGAAGCCAAAGAAGCUGCAACUUGCACUACAGAAGUUACUAAACAAGAAAGAGAAAGUGAUACAUAAUUACACCUGAAGAAAAUUAAACAGUUAACCA
This is a messenger RNA of Cannabis sativa, 1577 nucleotides long. Its product is annotated as protein ROOT INITIATION DEFECTIVE 3. Gene Ontology annotation, molecular function: protein binding. Bases 107 to 1546 code for a protein of 479 amino acids. The transcript is spliced from 2 exons. The record is from RefSeq and is a predicted model, not a curated record. Lineage: Eukaryota; Viridiplantae; Streptophyta; Magnoliopsida; Rosales; Cannabaceae. Gene Ontology annotation, cellular component: nuclear pre-replicative complex. Gene Ontology annotation, biological process: DNA-templated DNA replication; rRNA processing.